Messenger RNA from Stegostoma tigrinum, 9183 nucleotides. It is a transcript of the gene pag1, whose product is annotated as phosphoprotein membrane anchor with glycosphingolipid microdomains 1. The coding region runs from base 510 to 1691 and encodes 393 amino acids. The record is from RefSeq and is a predicted model, not a curated record. Gene Ontology annotation, cellular component: membrane raft; plasma membrane. The transcript has 9 exons. NCBI's taxonomy places the organism in Eukaryota, Metazoa, Chordata, Chondrichthyes, Orectolobiformes, Stegostomatidae. Gene Ontology annotation, biological process: intracellular signal transduction; negative regulation of T cell activation.
GCCAGAGCCAAGGAUCGCAGCAGUGUAGCUGCUGUGGAGAGCCUGGUGGGAACCAAAUUAUUACAGCUCUGAAUGUGUGAUCUCUAUUCUUCAUACAGUUACAUAUACAGUACGUUACAAUUGACUACUUUAGUUGCUGUUUAUGUUCGUGCUUAAGCUCUAUCAACUUGAGUGUGAAGCAGCUGCGAGAUUUAGCGACUUCUUUCAUCAUUUUUCAUGCAGCCAUAUGAUUGCCCUUUAAAAGAGAGACAUUAAAGGACCAAACAGAAGAGGUCGGACUAAACUUGGUGGAACAUGGGGGAAAAGCUCGCACUGACAUGAUCCUCCAAUUUUGGAGUUAAAACACCUUGACUGGAGGAGAUAAUGAACGCUGUUGAACAAAGGACACCUUUUAUCUACAUGCAACCUAAGAUGGCCGCUAUUGCUGUGUGACCUUCAGGAGAAGGUACAACAGAACUAUUUCUGCGUCAAGUGUUUAUGGACAGUAGAAUUUUGUCUCCUUUUCCCUAAUGGCUCCAAAUUCUGUCGAUCUUGUCGGAUUUAUGCCAGGGGUAUUUGACAGUGGACAACACCAAGUCAUCCUCUGGAUUCUGCUUGCUGUUGUCUGUGCCUUUUUGCUCCUGACCAUUCUUAUUUUCCUAUGCAAUAGCUGUUACAGGCACCUGAACACUGCCGAACGAAAUGGGGACAAUGAGAACCUAAUGAGUGUGCCUUCAGAGAAAGAGGCCAACAGCUAUUCAGUCUCAAAUUUUGGAAAUGAGGUGCCAGCAAAUGGUCACACUGACAGCCUUGCAAAUGGAGACAUCCUUUCAGAUGAGAUUCCAAAUAUUCAGUCUUCUGAAAAUGCAGUGCUUCCAAUGGUAGUGAACCAACAAGAAAAUUCCUGUAAAUCUUCAAAAUGUCCUCAGAGCAGAGAACUGCCACAAAUACCUGGGAAUGAUUCCAUACCCAACACCGAAUCUACAACAGUGACUGAAAGCGAGACCUCUCAUGGAGUGUAUGAGCCGUAUGAAGUGCUAAAGGCCAGUUCUUUGCAAGAUAUCAUUGUUGAAGACUCUCUCUAUGAAACUGUGAAGGAGCCAAAAGAUGAAUCUGGCAGUGUGGCAAAUGAAAUUUAUUCUCAAUCCGAAGAUUCAGAUAUUGUGGUACAGUGCCAAAAUCCCAAACUUACUGGUGCUACUCCAGAAUAUGCAACGGUAAGCAAGGUGAAAAUGAAUCAACAGAGCACUUCAGUAGAAGAGAUGGUGGCUGGUGAAGAUGAUCCACCAACGCUUCCAAUAAAGGAGUUGAAUGAAAAUGAGAACGUGGAUGGUAAAGGUGCAGAGAUUUCAGCCAUGUACUCCACUGUGAAUAAACCUGCAAAGACGUGGUCCCAAGCAGAGGCAGAGCAGGAAGGUGGGUAUGCCAGCAUUGAUGAGGUGACUCCACAACGGCGCCCAUCUACAGCCAGUCAUCUGUAUGCAUCUGUAGCUGACUAUGACAGAGAACCCAAGGUUGCAGGUCCAAAUCCAUCCGUAAAUGAUGCAGGGGAGGAGUCUGAUCCAGGAUAUGAGCCUAUCAGAGCUCCAAAAGAGGAAUCUAUAGACAAGGGGAUUGAACCCAAUGAAAAUGGAUCUCAGUGCAAUGAAGGAGAGCAUGACUAUGAAAGUAUACGGGAAUUGGAACAGAAACAAAAAAAUGAACAAUCCUAACGUUUAACUGCUGGUCAUUUAGCACAACUGAGAGACACAUUGUAGCCAAUUACUUUAAAAUUUGCUUGGCAUCUCUCAUACUAGGUAUCUUAAGAACGGAGUUUAAGGAGGAAAUAUUUCCUGACUCCAAUGUACUUCUGCGCCAAUACAUUAAUGAAAAUUGCUUUUAUAUUUGUUUAAUUUGUUUUUGAGGGGGAGGGGGAAGAAUAAUUCCUAGGUGUCUGAACAGGAUAAGUCACUUGGUGAUUUUCUUUUAUGUGAACCUGUUUGAGGGAACACAGUAACAGAUCAAAUUGCAAAAACAAAGAGCUACGUUCAGCACAACUGUGUUCUUUGCACAAUGCAGUUGGGUGAACUCUACUUACGUUUGGUAUAUUUUAUUUGGGAACAGAAAAACAUGUAUUUUCAUAAAUUAAAGGAUUGAUUGAGUAGCAACACAAAGCAUUCUUCUUUUGAGAGAAAUAGUAGGAUAGUUCUUCUUUUGAUGUAUGUUCAUUAGUAAAUAGCAACAUCGAAUAAAAACCAUUCAAAAAUGAAUACUUGUGUAAAUAACCAAAUAAGGAGAAAGGAAAAAUUUAGAUGAUUAUGUUUCAGAUAAAUUAGAAUUAAGUAUAUCAUUCAAGAGGGCUUACCACAAUGACUGUGUGUCAUUAAGAUUUUGUUGAGACCCACAGUUGGUUUCUCUAAUUGGCACCAAUAUCUUCCUGUACUCUGACAGAAAAACAAUUAUGAAGCAAUUUUCUGCCUUUCAUUAAAUGUAAACUUUAUUUUGACUCUCCAAAAUAAAUCAAGAAUGUGUAAUAUUAGAAAGCGAGCUACAAGACAAGAUGCCUUCAUUCAUCUACAAGCAAUAAAUCUUCUGAACUGCACUUGCAGCUCAAAUAAUAGAAAAGGACUAACUCCCCAGGUCAGAUCAGGUCUAUUCAACACCAAACAUUUGCAAUGUCUGGGAAGAAGACAAAAUUCUCUUUUAGAUCUCAAAUUCUGCAUCAGAAACCUGUAUGCUUUCUAAUUUCAGGCUUUGCUGGUAAGCCUCAUAAGCAAAUAAACUGUUGGUUCACCUAUCUGAAGGAAAACCACUUUUGAAUGUUGAUAUAUAGAAAGCAUUUAAAAAUAAACUCUGCCUUCCUGUGUAUCAGCUUAAAUGUGCAGCUCCUCCAAAGAUCUCUCACCAAUAUCUCCUAAGAUGGUAGUGAUACAGCUGUAUUUUAAUCCCUUUGGAGCAACCUGGCCCGCCCUUGUUCUGGCUAUGACCUGUUGACAAACAGGGAAGGCAGUUUGAAAUUUGCACAGAUCUGGUCUGGUCAGCACACAUCAGUGUGGUUGACUCUUAAACUGACCUCUGAAAUGGUCUAGCAUGUUAUUCCAUUCAACGGUGAAUAUGGAUGGGCAACAAAUGCGAUCUUUGCCAGUGAUGUCCAUAUCCUAUGAAGGAAUGAAAAAAAUAAAUUGUAAAAAGCUGAGUCUCACCUAUCAUCCUUGUGGCAGAUACUCUACUAGUUACAGCCAACUUGAAAAUUUAACUCUACCCUCUUGUUCUUGUCUAUUAACCAAUUCUUGAUUUAUGCAAAUGUACGACUUUACAAUUCAUGAACCCAUUUGCGCAUCAACAUUUUCUGUGGCACAUUAUCACAUACCUUUUGAAAAUUCCAUCUACUAUACCUUUCUCUGUCUAUCCUAUUAGUUGCAUCCUCAAAAAUUACUCAUAAAUUUGUGAAAAUACUAUUUCCCUUAAAAAAAUCCUCAUUGACUCUCUCUGAUCAUACAAUGAAUUUCUAAAUGUAUUGUUAAGAUUCCAUUAGACUCUAGCAUUUUCCUGACUUUCCUGAAGCAAUGUUGGGUUACUCUACUGACAAAAUGGUAAAGUCUAGCUAGACACCAAAGUCAAUAUUCAUUCCAUUAUUUUGUAAAAGUUGCAUAAUAAUGCAAUAAACUGCUUACUAUAGUUUGAGUUGGGGCUUACUGUGCACAAAUAGGCCCACUGGCAUGAACUUCAAUAUUAGGAUCAUAUAUAGGAUCUUAAGUCGUUUCAAUUUAAACAUUUUUGAAGUCUCUAUAUUCUAGUUAUCUUUUUUAACCUCACAAGGUGCAAUUAGCAUUGAAAGCACAUUUAGGUAUUCAUACCAAUGGUGGUUCUUAAAAAGGUACAUUGGAGAAUUGUAACUCAAAAUUUGAAUGUUGUGACAAUACAUAAUGCACAAUUAAUCCACAAGUAGGCGUGAUAAGUUAAUCAUUUUAGCAGAAUCCUUUCUCUACUGCUGACAUUGAAAAUAUAUCUUUCAAUUGCAGUAAUGUAUAGAGCAAUGAAAGAUCUAUGGUAGGUUGUUUGGAAUCCAUGAAUCAUUUGUUAUAAGAUAUGUUAAAACAGGUAUUCGCUGGAGCAGAGAAGGUAGUGAAAUGAAAUUGAUCUAAAUGAUCCAACUCUGUUAAUAGAACUUGAUGUAAAAUGCCUGUAGUUUGUAAGCCUAUUUACCAACUACACUUGUUGUGUGGCAGUAUUUGUGAACCUUUGUUAUUUAUGUUCAUAACAACAUAAGGUACUUAUUCCAAAAGUUUUGUAUUCACUUUAAAAACACUUUUGUACUUUUUAAAAUUAGAAGAUAUAUUUGCAUAUAGUUUAUUUUACUGAAGACUAAUAGGAUAAAUUUCUAAAUCGUUUGUUGUUGUAAAAUGAACAGUUUUUAUUUUGUUUCGUUUUACAUGUUGAACAACGUCAGUGUGCAUGUUUAGUAAAAUGGAUGAGUUUUAAUUAAAAAUGCUUCAACAAACAUUUUCUCAGCUGGGCAGUAAAAACAUCUGCAUCGUUUGCAUUGCAGGCAUGCAAUGAUUUGUCAUAUCUGAAUGUGUCUUACAUCAUGUUGAGAUUUUGGGAAGUAAAAACUGGCGACCAUUUUUAAUGUAAUAAGGCAACAUUGUUAUUUUGCAUAUUUGGUAUAUUACUAUUUGUGCUGAAGUUUCUUCAUCACAAAAUCGAUCCUUAAGUUGAGUGAAAUUUGGACCUCUGUUAUCAGUAGGUUUAGAAUGAAUCAUGUUGAUUUUCUAAAUUAGGAGAGGAAGCUACUGCCAAGUACUAACCUCACUUCCUCGUCAUUUUCCCUUCUCUGUAAAUAUACAGCUAAUAUGUAUUGGAGCCUUUAUUUGGAUUUAUUGUCAGAAGCCUCAUGAUUACUUGUAAGAUGUCUUUGUCCUCUGACUAUAGUCAUGGGACCAUGCUAUGAUUCUUCAGUAUAUAAAUGCUGGUCAUAUUAUUUUGAUUAAUUAUACAUUUCAUUCAAGCAGGAAACAAUGCACAGUGCCCCCUUCCUGAUUUACCUUGUCUUUUCUCUUCUUGUUUACAACCUUAACGUUUUGCAGACACUAAGGGCAGCAGAUGCUGGAAACCAGAGUCAAUAGAUGUGAAGCUGGAAAAGCACAGUAGGUUAGACAGCAUCAGAGCAGCAGGAAAGUCAGCAUUUCAGGCCGAAACCCUUCAUCAGGACUGGGCAGUGAGAGGGAGGAUGGUGGGGUUGGGGGUGUAGGGUGGGAGCGAUGGAGAUAGGUGGAUGCAGCUAGGAGCUCAUUGUGAUUGGCCAGUGGGAAGGAUGAAGUGGAUAGGUGAGUAGGAAGAUCAGAUCAGGGAGGAGAGAAGGAGGGAGAAGGCUGGACAUUGGAUAAAGCUGAGGGUGGAGGGAUUUUGAAGUUGGUGAAGUCAAUAUUCAGGUCAUUGGGCUGAAGAUGAAAUAUCAGACGUCAUUCCUCCAGUUCACGUUUGGCCUCACUCUGACUGCAGAGGAGGCCAGGGGAGUGGAAGGGGGAAUUGAAAUGGAUGGUAACCAGGAGGUCAGGUUGGUGCGUACAGAGCGCAGAUGUUCGGCGAGCCAUUCCCCAAGUUUGCAUUUGGUGUCCCCGAUAUGGAGGAGACCACAUCUGGAGCAAAGGAUGCAAUAGAGCUGAUUGGGUAAAGUGCAGGUAAGUCCCUGCUGGAUCUGGAAGGAUUGUUUGGGGCCUUGGACAGAGGUGAGAGGGGAGGUGUAGGGACAGUGUAGCACCUCCUGUGGUUGCAGGGAAAGCUACCGGGUAUAGUGAAGGGGUCAUUGGGGAGGAUAGAGCUGCCAAGGGAAUCGUGAAAUGAAAUGUUCCUGGAAAAACGGACAGGUGUGGGGAAGGAAAUAUCUUUUUGGUGAUGGGAUGUGAUUGUAGGUGACGGAAAUCUCGGAGAAUGUUGCAUUGGAUUCAGAGGUUUGCGGGAUGGUACAUGCGGACUAAGGGGACUCUACCCUUGUUGGGGGAAGGGAGCUUGAGGGCAGAAGCGCAGGAAAUGGAAGAGAUGCGGUUGAGGGCAUCCUUAAUUACAGAGGAGGGGAAACUAUGGUUUCUAAAGUAAGGGAUAUCAAGAAUGUCCUGGAGUAAAAUGCCUCAUCCUAGGAUUAGAUGCAGUGGACGUGGGGGAAUUAUGAAUGUAAGAUAGCAUUUUUACAGGAGGGUGGGUGAGAAGAGGCGCAGCCGAGGUAGCUGUUGGAGUCAAUGGGCUUGAAAUGGCUGUCAAUGUGAGUCGGUUUCUGGAUUUGGAGAUGGAGAGGCCCAGGAAGUUGGGGAGGGGGAGGUGAAUUUGAGGGCAUGGUGGAAGGUGUUCGCGAAGUUGAUGGAUUGCUGCAGCACGUCACGGGAUCAGUCAUCGAUAUAACGGAGAAAGAUGGUGCGGGUGUGGUUGCAAAAGAGGGACUGUUCCACGAAUCCUACAAAAAUGCAGGCAUAGCUUAGGCCCAUGUGGGUGCCCAUGGCCACCCCUUUGGUUUGUAGAAAGUGGGAGGAAUCUAAGGAAAAGUUGUUCUGCCAAGUGAAUGAGACUGUCAGUGAAGGGAGACUGGCUGGCAGAUGAAGAAGCAGAGGGCUUUUAUACCCUCCAUGUGGGGGACAUAGGUACAUAGAACAUUACAGCACAGUACAGGCCCUUCGGCCCUCGAUGUUGUGCCGACCUGUCAUACCGAUCUCAAGCCCAUGUAACCUACACUAUUCCAUGUACGUCCAUAUGCUUGCCCAAUGACGACUUAAAUGUACCUAAAGUUGGCGAAUCUACUACCAUUGCAGGCAAAGCGUUCCAUUCCCUUACUACUCUCUGAGUAAAGAAACUAGCUCUGACAUCUGACCUAUAUCUUUCACCCCUCAGUUUAAAGCUAUGCCCCCUCGUGCUUGCUGUCACCAUCCUAGGAAAGAGGCUCUCCCUAUCCACCCUAUCUAACCCUCUGAUUAUUUUAUAUGUUUCAAUUAAGUCACCUCUCAACCUUCUUCUCUCUAACGAAAACAGCCUCAAGCCCCUCAGCCUUUCCUCGUAAGACCUUCCCUCCAUACCAGGCAACAUGCUAGUAAAUCUCCUCUGCACCCUUUCCCAAGCUUCCACAUCCUUCUUAUAAUGUGGUGACCAGAACUGCACACGAGACUCCAAGUGCGGCUACACUAGAGUUUUGUACAGCUUCACCAUAACCUCUUGGUUCCGGAACUCGAUCCCUCUAUUAAUAAAAGCUAAAACACUGUAUGCCUUCUUAACAGCCCUGUCAACCUGGGUGGCAACUUUCAAGGAUCUGUGUACAUGGACACUGAGAUCUCUCUGCUCAUCUACACUACUAAGAAUCUUACCAUUAGCCCUGUACUUUGCCUUCUGGUUACUCCUACCAAAGUGCAUCACCUCACACUUGUUUGCAUUAAACUCCAUUUGCCAUCUCUCAGCCCAGCUCUGCAGCUUAUCUAUGUCCCUCUGCAACCUGCAGCAUCCUUCAUCACUAUCCACAACUCCACUGACCUUAGUGUCGUCUGCUAACCCAUCCUUCUACACCCUCAUCCAGGUCAUUUAUAAAAAUGACAAACAGCAGUGGACCCAACACCGACCCUUGCGGUACACCACGAGUAACUGGUCUCCAGGAUGAACAUUUCCCAUCAACUACCACCCUCUGUCUUUUUUCAGCAAGCCAAUUUCCGAUCCAAACUGCUAUAUCUCCCACAUUCCAUUCCUCCGCAUUCCUCUGUACAUUUUGUACAGGUGUAAAGGGACUGUGUGUCAUUGGGGGGGCUAGGGAAUUGAAAGUUUUGGAAAAGCUGGAAAGCGUGGGUUGUAUCCCAAAUGCAGGUAGGGAGUUCCUGGAUCAAAGAAGAAAGAAUGAGGUUGAGGUAGAGGGGGACAUGAGCUUAGUGGAGCAGGAGCAGGCAGAGACAAUGGGCCAGCCGGCGAGGUUGGGCUUAUGGAUUUUGGGAGGAGAUAGAAACGGGUGCUGCAGGCUUGGGCAGCUGUCAGGUUGGAUGCUGUGGAUGGACGAUCUGUGUGAUCAGGGGUACGGUGAUAAUCGAGGGGACGAUAGAGGGAGGUGUCAGGUGUCUGGCCUCAGCGAUGGAGAGGCCAGUGUGCCAUACUGCCACUGCGAUCCCUUUGUCGGUGAGUUUAAUAGUCAGGUUAGGGUUGGAGUGAAGGGAGCAGAGGGCUGCGCAAUCUGGUAGGGAGAGGUUGGCAUAAGUGAGAGGGAUGGAGAGAUCCAAGCAAUUGAUGUGGUGGCAGUUUGGGAUCAAAAGGUCAAGAAGGGGUAGAAGGUUCCAGGAAGGGGUGUCCAGGAGGAUGGAGCUUACUGGAGGCAGGAGAAUGGGUCAUUAGAGGGUGGGUUGGAUUCCCGUUCAAAGAAAUAGGUGCAGAGGCAUAAAAAGAGCUUGACAUUAUGACAUGCGCAUAAUUUGUCUACAUGUGGGCACAGGGGAAUGAAGGUGAGCCCUUUGCUCAGGGCUGACUGUUCAGCCUCAGUGAGGGGGAGGUCUAAGGGUACAUGGUGAAUACCCAACAGGGCUUGGGGCUGGGGCUGAGUGUAGAAUUGGGGCUGAGGGCAGGCAUGGAGACUUCAUCAGGAUUGGGUAGGUGCACUGCAGCAGUCAUGUAGGCAGAGCACCUAUGGUCUGCACACACCAACAAACCUGGCCUCCCAGUUACCAUUUGUUUUAAUUCCCUGUCCCACUCCCCAGGCGACAUGCCCAUCCUUGGCUUCCUCCACUGCCAGAGUGAGGCCAAACAUAAACUGAUAUUUAGCCUUGGGACCUUACAGCCCAAUCACCCCAAUAUUGACUUCAGCUUCAAAAUCUCUCCACCCCCAGUCCCAAGUCCAGCCCAUCCCCUCCUCCUCAGCUCCCUGACCUGGCCUAACCUGUCUAUCUUCCUCCUCCUCUAUCAGCUCCACCCUUCCCACUAACCAAUAAUAUCCUACCUGCAUUCACCUAUCACCAUCCCAACGACCCUCCUGCCGGCCCACCCUCCUCCCUCUAUUUAUUUCUGGGCUCUUCCCAUCCCCUCCGUCCUGAUGAAGGCUUUCAGCCUGAAACAUUGACUUCCCUGCUCCUCGGAUACUGUCUGACCUUGAUGUUUUGUAUUUGUUCCUUGACUGUGAUUUCUUGUUGUAUCAAAAAAAAUACAUGUGGGAAUUGAUGGAUCGUGUUCAGAUGUGUGAACAAUUGGUAACAUAAAUUGUUAAAUAAAGAUAAAAUU